Messenger RNA from Lutzomyia longipalpis, 1434 nucleotides. RefSeq lists its product as uncharacterized. The record is from RefSeq and is a predicted model, not a curated record. Bases 121 to 1188 code for a protein of 355 amino acids. The transcript is spliced from 4 exons. Lineage: Eukaryota; Metazoa; Arthropoda; Insecta; Diptera; Psychodidae.
AUUCUCGAUCAGUAGAUGAUGGAACUGUUAUUAGUAAUGACUUGUGAAUCUUAGUGGGGCGCAGUUGUUAAAAAAAAGAAUUUUCUGAAAUUUUUUUUAAAUUUAAAAAAGGGUGUAACAAUGCGUAAAUUAAAAGACAUGCUUAACAAUUGGAAAUGGUGGUUUGUUGUAAUUUAUCUCGUGAUAGGAAUAGUUAAUUGUAGUGGUGAAAAUUAUACGGAAUCCAGCAGGAAACUAUCACGAAGGAAACGCUAUUUAAUGUUCCCCGAAGGAAGUUCCCUUCAAGUUAUCUACGAUCAAACAAUUCCCGUAGUUGCUCUACCAUUGGUCUUUACCGUGGGUGUAACAGUGGCCAUAGCGUAUGAACUACCCUCGAAGCCUCUUAGUGAAUUAGCGGAGGAUUUUCGCAAGAAAUUCGAUGUUCUCAAGAAUAAUAAUUCAAAAGCAGACAAUAUAAAUCACAUAACGUACGUUUCGAAGGAUAAAAUUUGGAAGGAUCGCUACAGUGGAAUAAAUAGGCAUGAUUUGUAUUACCAAAAAGAUCAGAAUAUUGCCUCAAAUAUUCAAUAUCAAGUGAAGAGGAAGAAUGAUCCACCACAUGUUUAUUAUGAGAACAAUAAACCCAAUCCAUGGAUUGAGAAUGAAAAACUCAAAUACUAUUUUGGCAAUAAAUAUCAAAGUUUCGGUAAUGAAGAUAAGAAGUUUAAUUAUAUAAAAAUGCUGGCCAACCGGUAUACAACUCCGGUUCCUCAGCGUCCGGCACAGAGAAAGGAUUCUUCAAAUAGGAGUUUCAACCGAAAGGUGCCACACCGGAAGCACAUAAUACAGCCGGUAUUUGGUAAACGAAGUAUCGAUGACGUAGAUGAGGAUGAGGAAGAGCUGCAUAAAAUUUAUCAUAUAUCCACAAGGCAACGUCUCUAUAACAAUAUCGAGAGAUACCUUGAUGACAAAGGAAUAUCGGGCAAGGAGUGCAUACUGAAGUCACUGUGCGAGACAAGGAAUAAUAAGGAUUUACCAAAUACUUUUAUGGGUGCCAUUUUGAAGAGCAUUUUCCGAUUACCCCAUUUAAAUAUUGCCGGUGAGCAUGAAGUAAAAGACUACAUGGAAGCACAUCACAGCGUGGAUGACUGCAUACAAACGUAUUCCAUUUGCAAAAGUAAUUUCUGGACAUCAGAAUUUGUCAAAUAAAUUAAACUUUUCAUGCUGGGGCUCUGUGUAGGUCAUGUGUAUUUAUUUUAUUUACAACACACUCCAUUUAAAUUGAAAAUUUGAUUAUUUAUUCAUAUUCUUACAUAGGCUUAUUUGCUCAAAUAAUUAUUAUACAUAUUUAUGCCAGAAAGCGGUAAAGAACAACAUUUUUAGGUUUUUUAAAUCAUUUCUUACUUUCACAUCAUCCAGAACGUUCUCAGAAAUAAAAAUAUUUUUUAAGAACAA